UUCCAUGGAGUCCCUGGUUUGUUGUGGUUAUAUUUAGAACGCUAAUUUGGGGCGGAUCAGGGAGGCGGAAGUCUUAGCCAUUUCCUUCCAUGUCCCGGAAGCUGAGGCGUUGUGUUUGCCGGCCCCGGCGAGAGUAAAGGAACAAGCGCUGGGAGCCAUGUCGUGAGACUCGCUGAGCUGCGCUGACGCCGCUUAGAAAAGGCCCUGGCCGAGCAGGGUGGCGGGGUGGCUCGGCUUCCUAUAUGGGCCAUAUUAUUUCGAGGGAAGGCACGAGUCAGAAGGCGGAGAAAAAACACCUCCGCGCCCCCCUGAGGGGGAAGGUCCCUCCGCCGCCACGGACCCGGACCUGCUUCCUCCGGGGACCCUGCAUGCUGUGUUUCCUGGUCCACAGUGCCAGCCCACCCGCCGCGAAGGAGCCGCCGUCGCCUGCCUUCCUCUGCACGGCUGCGAAGCCCCCCGGCGACCGCCACGCUCGACGCCUCCUGCGCUGGCCUCCCGCGUCGGUUUGGAGAGAGCGAGGUCGCCGCUGCCGUCGCUUCCUCUUCUCCAGCCUGCUCAUUUCGCCGCCGCCGCCGCCGCCGCCGCCGCCAGCGCGCCGGGGCUUCUUCGGGUCUGCGCUGGAGAGCAGCGAGGCUCCCGUGGAGAUGGUGUGCAAGCGCAAAGGGAUCGGGCUGCGCGCCUAUCCGCCGCGGAAACAGCCCCGUUGCGCCAUCCUCCGGGGAAAUGCGGCGGGCACCGGCGCCCCUUCGCCGCCCUCAACCGACCCCGCCGAAUGCCAACAGGUGCUCUUGCCCGAGCAGCACCUCUGCCCUCUGCCCCGCACCGUAGACUGUGCCAGGGAAGCUUCGCCUAAAGACUCCGUCGCCGAGGAUGGGAAGGAGAUAAUCCCGAGUAGCUCUCCUUCGCACCUGCCGGAGCUCGAUGGGAGAGAGAGGCCCGAGCCGGGCGAACCUUACUGUGAAGAACCCCCCGAAAACCCGGAGGACUGUUGCCAAGACUCGCAGCCACCCCUGCCGGAUAUUAACCAGCUGCCUCCCUCCAUCCUUCUCAAGAUAUUUUCCAAUUUAUCUUUGAAUGAGCGAUGUCUUUCAGCAUCAUUGGUUUGUAAAUACUGGCGUGACCUCUGUUUAGAUUUCCAGUUUUGGAAACAAUUGGACCUCAGUAGUCGUCAGCAGGUCACUGAUGAACUAUUGGAAAGAAUUGCAUCACGAAGCCAGAAUAUAACUGAAAUCAACAUUUCUGAUUGUCGUAAUGUGACAGAUACUGGUGUAUGUAUGCUAGCAUCUAAAUGUCACGGACUUCUAAAAUAUACUGCAUAUAGGUGUAAACAGCUGUCUGAUACAUCUCUGUCUGCUGUUGCCUCACAAUGUCCUCAGCUUCAGAAAGUUCAUGUUGGCAACCAAGAUCGUCUUACUGAUGAAGGACUUAAGCAGUUGGGCUCAGAAUGCAGAGAAUUGAAAGACAUUCACUUUGGGCAGUGUUACAAGAUCUCAGAUGAAGGAAUGACCAUUAUAGCUAAAGGAUGCUUGAAGUUACGGAGAAUAUACAUGCAGGAAAACAAAUUAGUAACUGAUCAGUCUGUUAAAGCAUUCGCUGAACAUUGUCCUGAGUUACAGUAUGUUGGAUUUAUGGGCUGUUCUGUUACAUCUAAAGGAGUGAUACAUCUUACCAAUCUAAGAAACCUUUCCAGCUUGGAUUUACGUCAUAUCACAGAACUGGAUAAUGAAACUGUGAUGGAGAUAGUAAAGAAAUGCAGAAACCUUACCUCACUCAAUCUGUGUCUGAAUUGGAUCAUAAAUGACAGAUGUGUGGAGGUCAUUGCUAAAGAAGGACAGAAUUUGAAAGAACUUUAUUUGGUAUCAUGUAAGAUCACAGAUUAUGCCCUGAUAGCCAUUGGAAGAUACAGUAUGACAAUAGAGACAGUUGAUGUGGGAUGGUGCAAAGAAAUCACAGAUCAGGGAGCCACCCAGAUUGCUCAGACUAGUAAAUCACUCCGAUACUUGGGACUGAUGAGAUGUGAUAAGGUGAGUGAAGUUACUGUGGAACAACUGGUACAGCAACACCCACAUAUCACCUUCAGUACAGUGCUACAAGAUUGCAAGCGGACCUUGGAACGGGCAUACCAGAUGGGUUGGAUACCCAGUAUGUCCAGUGCCUCUUAACUCAUGCUAUGGCAUUAAAAAAAAGAGAUUUAAACUGAACAAUUGAAAUUGGUUAAGGAUUUUUAAUUAAUAUUUUUUGGUUUUUAUUAAAUAUAUGUUUGGUGUAUGUAUAUGCAAGAGAGAGAGCAUGAGUGUAUGGCAAAUGUCUAUUCAGUCUUCUAAUGGAAAUAUCAGAAGAAAAAUAUGGUCAGAUAUAUUUAAUUUUUCUGAAAUGUUCAUUUGUCAAUUUAAAAUCUGCAAAUCAGUAAGAUUUUGCAGAGAGCUUGCCCUUUUUUUGUAAAUUGAAUGUUUACAUAGACUACUGUUUGGAUGUUUUUUCAAGGUAUAUGUUCAUGAUAGAAACAAUUCUUUAGAGAUGCAUUAUAAGAUUUUUUUUUUUUUGUCUGUUUAAGAGCUUUAGGUUUUAACUUCUCAAGUAAGUUUCUUCUUCUAAGGUUAGUUUCAGCAGUGUAGUAUGUUGUUAUGCCUUUUUGUUUCAUGCUAUUUCUUUAUUAUUAAUAGCUCAUAGUUCUUUUUGAAUUGUAAGUUGCAACUCCUUUCCCUUAAAUUAGAAGUAAUAGAUAAUCUUAAAUCAGGUUAUCAAAAUAUUGCUAACCUCUUGUGCGUUUUUGAAAUGCACAUUUAUGAAAAUCUACAAAGGUACAAAAAUAUAACAUUUUUAUGAUAAAUUUUAUUUUGAAUGGAAUCUUUAAUAAAUGCUGGACAUAAGCAUAAUGGCAAUUUAAGCAGACUAUCUGAUUGGUCUCUAUUGGUUCUACUAAAAUAAUAUUUUUCAGUUGCUUGUGAAUGUAUGUAUUUAAGUGGAUAUUCCUUGAUUACAUUUCUACAUCUUUCACA
This is a messenger RNA of Pantherophis guttatus, 2999 nucleotides long. RefSeq names its product F-box and leucine rich repeat protein 17 (gene FBXL17). Gene Ontology annotation, molecular function: protein binding. Lineage: Eukaryota; Metazoa; Chordata; Lepidosauria; Squamata; Colubridae. Gene Ontology annotation, cellular component: cytoplasm. The record is from RefSeq and is a predicted model, not a curated record.